AUGAAAGUACGUUCUGUGCUCUCGGUUGGUUUCUGGGCGGCUGCAUGCGUAGCCUUUCAGACAAAUCCUGAUCUCGAUAAUCUAUGUCAUGAUAAUAGCAGAAAUUAUGAGUUCCGCUUGUUGGAUUCCGUGUUUCUCACGCGUGAGGGUCUAUGGACAUCUUUGCGGAUCGUCGGCACGGAGGCCGCAGCGCACUCGCCAACUAGCACAAAGGAGGAACAGGAUCCCGGGUCGUCGAACAGUCCAGGUGAAGACACCAGCGGAACCCAGUUGCCACAAGGUUCGACUCAGUGUGACUGGAGAAAGUGUGGCACAAGAGAGCAGGUGGAGAAAACGAUUAAGGAAAUAGAGGAGGAAUGGGGAGAUGAGUCGGCUUUUGUGACGCGUAAGCUUCAACGGCGUAUGAGCACCCCUUGCAGGUUAAAAAAACACCCCUGCCCAAAACAACGGUUGACAUGGGAGCGUGAAAUUAGGGAAGAAUUCCGACGGGUAGCGCCGCGUCACCUUGAACGCGCGGCCACGCUCAGAAAAGCUCUUGAGCAGCGACCUCCAAGUAUGUCUGGCAGCCUUGGGACACAGAGCACGGGAGGUACUUUACCGCAGGCGACUCCUGAGGACACAAGCGUAUCUAGGAUGAGUGCCACUCCGGGUAAUGCAGUCGAGGUAGAACUUAUAGGUUUCGCUGUUGGUAACGAUGAUACUGAUAUCCCUGUUUUCCGCACACCGGGGCCUCCGGGUACAACAUCAGCUCCGAGCGAGCCGCAGGCCGGAAUUCCAGCGACAUUAGGCGGCAAGCCCGCAAUCCUCAUUCUGCCCACCACCAGCGAUGCUUCAACCGGUGGACGUUCUAUUUCGCAGUCGGGAACUAAUCUCACGCAGCAGGCAAGCUUCCAGCAACCAGGCGGUACUGCAUCUGGGCCGUCAACGUCGUCCUCUGUUUCUACGUCACAAACAGCGUUACCACCUGGGAACGUAAGAGGCGCCGCCGGUCUGGGCACAUCAACCCCAUCAACCACGAAUCUGCAUCAGGCAUCCUCGAAAAAUUCGACUGUCGAUCCAGGAGCUUCCAGCAGCAGUGGAGUAUCUGGCGUCGCCCAGGCUUUUCCGGGGGUACUACCUGGAUCUGUUAUGCAUCAGGCACUACAGCGAAGCGGUUUGUUGUCACAACCGCCACCCUCAGAGCGCCCCGCCGCAAGUAAGAGAAGGCGGAAACGAAGAGGUGGCGAAGGUGACCUUGCCAGCCAGGGGGUGGGGCGUACAGGAGUCAACCAGCCGGUAGCAGUGGAUCCGUACGACAAUACACCUUCUCCAAAAUUACGAUUUUCCCCUCUGCGAACCGCAGAGGGCGCCGCAGGUGCAACAAAACCACCACAUCUGUUAGCCAGCUUGCCAAGCUCCGACCCAGGCAUGUUUUCGAGCACAGGGUCUAGCCCUACUGGCAGCUCGCGUCUACCUUCACCCCAAGGCAGCAGUUCGUCUACUUCGUUGUCUUUGGGUACCGCUCACAGGAACAGUCAGACCACUUUUCCUUUGAAGCGUGAACCGCUGCCUCCGGGCACACUAGUGGAACCAGUUGUACCGUUGGUCCCUUUUGCGGCAAACAAAAACGGACGCCUGGAAACUGUCCUUAUCCCCAGUGCUGCGGUAGUUGCAACAGGCGGAUCGUCUUUUCCGCAAUCGGGAACCGAUGCCACACAGCAGGUAGGCUCUCAGCAACCACGCCGUACUGCGUCGGGGCCGCCAACGUCGUCCUUUGUUUCUGCGUCACAAACAGCGUUACCACCUGGGAACGUAAGAGGCGCCGCCGGUCCGGGCGCACCGCCCCCUCCUGCCACGCAUCCGCAUCUAGCAUACUCUAAACGUUCGACUGUCGAUCCAGAACCUUCCCUCAGCAGAAGCUCACGUGGAGUCCCCCAGGCGUUUCCGAACCUUCAGCAGCAGCCACAAGGGAAUGUUGUGCAUCAACCACUACAGCAGCAGCCACAAGGGAAUGUUGUGCAUCAACCACUACAGCAGCAGCCACAAGGGUCUCUUGUGCAUCAACCACUACAGCAGCAGCCACAAGGGACUGUUGUGCAUCAACCACUACAGCUGCAGCCACAAGGGUCUGUUGUGCAUCAACCACUACAGCAGCAGACACAAGGGUCUCUUGUGCAUCAACCACUACAGCAGCAGCCACAAGGGAAUGUUGCGCAUCAACCACUACAGCAGCAGCCACAAGGGUCUGUUGUGCAUCAACCACUACAGCAGCAGCCACAAGGGUCUCUUGUGCAUCAACCACUACAGAUGCAGCCACAAGGGAAUGUUGUGCAUCAACCACUACAGCAGCAGCAACAGGGGUCUCUUGUGCACCAUCGACCACAGCAUCAGCCACAAGGGAAUGUUGUGCACCAACCACUACAGCAGCAGCCACAAGGGUCUGUUGUGCAUCAACCACUACAGCAGCAGCCACAGGGGUCUCUUGUGCACCAUCGACCACAGCAUCAGCCACAAGGGAAUGUUGUGUAUCAACCACUACAGCAGCAGCCACAAGGGAAUGUUGUGCAUCAACCACUACAGCAGCAGCCACAAGGGUCUCUUGUGCAUCAACCACUACAGCAUCAGGCACAAGGGUCUGUUGUGUAUCAACCACUACAGCAGCAGCCACAAGGGAAUGUUGUGCAUCAACCACUACAGCAGCAGCCACAAGGGUCUGUUGUGUAUCAACCACUACAGCAUCAGCCACAAGGGGCUCUUGUGCACCAUCGACCACAGCAUCAGCCACAAGGGAAUGUUGUGCAUCAACCACUACAGCAGCAGCCACAAGGGAAUUUUGUGCAUCAACCACUACAGCAGCAGCAACAGGGGUCUCUUGUGCACCAUCUGCACCGUCGACCACAGCAUCAGCCACAAGGGAAUGUUGUGUAUCAACCACUACAGCAGCAGCCACAAGGGUCUGUUGUGCAUCAACCACUACAGCAGCAGCCACAAGGGUCUCUUGUGCAUCAACCACUACAGCAGCAGCCACAAGGGAAUGUUGUGUAUCAACCACUACAGCUGCAGCCACAAGGGUCUGUUGUGCAUCAACCACUACAGCAGCAUCCACAAGGGUCUCUUGUGCAUCAACCACUACAGCAGCAUCUACAAGGGUCUCGUGUGCAUCAACCACUACAGCAGCAGCCACAAGGGUCUGUUGUGCAUCAACCACUACAGCAUCAGGCACAAGGGUCUGUUGUGCAUCAACCACUACAGCAGCAGCCACAAGGGUCUCUUGUGCAUCAACCACUACAGCAGCAGGAGUUGUUGCCACCUGGGGUGCAGCCGGAAACUUCGGUGUCGUGGAAGCCUGCGUUGGCUUCAGCUGACAAAGGCCAACAACGUUCAUCUGGUAAAAUGCUUAUGACGCUUGACAUUCCUGGGUCGUCAAGGCGGGCGAGUGAGCGUGCGUACUACGCGCCAUCACGUGAUGGCGCGUUGCUUUUUGACCAGUUGUUUCCCGAAUUUCCUUUCGAAGGAACAUCGAUGAAUCACCCUCAGCAUUAUGCUGGCCAUGACACUGCAAACGUGGGUGAUAGCAGUCAGCCCAAGACAGCGUACUCAACAGGAGAAGUAGCGGGACCGGCGUCUAGUUUUGAUUUUCUCUCACCCACGGGUUGGAAGCGUACGAUUCGCAGUAUUGAGACGCCGCAUCCUGGACAUGGUUCGCAACAACCCGGGGGGGGAGGUACAGUCCUUCCGUCUUACCCUCAGUUAAAAGAUUUUGAUCUCACGUUGUUAUCGACCCCUAUGCCAGCUCCUCAAUGGGACACUUCGACGAACGCACCUUCUGAAAAUGUCGCGGCGAAGACACAAGCUGUGCCAACACGGGGCGACGAGAGUGGCAGUGUGACAUCCCCAUAUGACCAACUUUUUAGGGAAGCCGCUGCCUUCAACGAAAGCAUGCGUUCAGAUGAAGCUCCUAAAAGUUAUUUGACUUCCACGUCAAUGCACUUUCAAUCAGCUGCCCCAUCGAGCCAGAAUCGACCAGGAUCCCUCCAAAACAAACCAUCGGAAAGUGGAAGAACCAGCGGUGUUUCUGCUGUCGGACACAAAGCAGCCGCUCCGCACGUGAAGCCUUCCGACAGGGAACAAAAUCCAUUUCAGCUUUUUGUUGAGCCACUGCCUAGUGCACCAAAACCAACAUCUGCUUUUGCUUGGCCAGAAGCAGGGACCUCCUUUGAGCCAGUUACAUCAGCCGAGUCGAUGACUGUCUCCGGGGGGUCUGGUAAGAAACAGGCCAAAAGGAGCACGUCUCCUGUAACGGCUUCACUGGAGCAGUCACCUUUUGAGACCGUAUCUGUCUCCAGCGCCACCGAGCUUCAAGCGCCUUCAAUUUCUGAAUACGGCUCACCAAGGACACAUCUGUCCUCUACGCCCGCGGUGAAAGGUCCGUCUGCGGGCCCGGUAUCUUCCACGUCAAACGAAUUUGGGAGUCUCCUUGCGGCUGCGUUACGGGACGCAGGGUGGUCGGAUGGCAUGACAGAAGACGAAGCGACCGACUUCGUUCUCGAUUCAAUUAAAAACUUAGAAGAACUGCAAGUGGCAAAUGAAUGGGAUGCUGCAUCGACGGAGACAAGACCUGCUGCUGAAGGGGGUACGCAACAUGCGUCUUUCAACUUAGUGUCGACGCUACUAGGCCCCGACGCCACUCCGACGCCACCAGGAUCGCGCUCUACCCCUCCUGGGGGACCGACGAAGAAACCAUCAGCCAUGGGACGUCAGAAACCAAGCUCACGGUCCACUUCAGAUUCGAAAGUUGAAGGCCGAAGUUCAACGCGCGAUUCGAGUCUCGUCGCACCAUCGACUUCCAUAGGAGCAGCGGUUCGUGAGAGAAGCAAAACUUCUUCGCCUGGUAGCUCCUCUCCGCAAUCAAAACAACUCACGGAAGAGUCCUUCUCUCUGGGUACCAAAGAGGACGAUAGCGCAUCUAUGGUUGAAGGGGAUGAGUCACAGGUUCAAUCGUCCAAGGCUACCGCUUCCGCCACAAGACGCCGUGCUUGGCAAGGGCAGCGUCUGAAUAUAUUUGGAAUACAGCCGGAAACACCGGGAACACAGCCUGUUCUGCAGUUCAUGAGGGAAAGCAAUAGAGGGUCAGUCUCGACUGCAAAAUCCCCGGAUACUCCAGUCACAUCUGCACCGGGGGGCUCACAGGGUGACAGCGGCAAUGACGGAGUGGGGUUAGUAGCCGGAUCAAGCGUGCUGCCUUCAGCAGUGCAAGGUAAGUCAUAUGCCUCCAUCUCCGGCAUCCCUUCUCACAGGGAGAGUCUUUCGUCUUCCAUCCAGGAUGUGCAGCCAGGGGGUGUUAGAGGUGCAGGCCGUCGUACACCAAAUGUCAGGACGCCAGUAAGUGCCUCCCCAACUACCGUGUUUCCUUUUGCCAGUGAAGGAUUGUUGAAGAAAACUAGCAAAAGACAGACCCCUGGGUUAGAAGGCUAUACACCUUCGGCGAAGACUCGUAGGGAGACUGGUACCGUUCUUCCAUCGAGUCUCGGAGAGUGGCAAGGGCUCACGCUUAGAACACCAAUGAAGUCUACAAGUCCGGGUGCUUCCGAAAUGCAGCCUUUGUCCAGUUUGGUGGCUUCUACGUCCCGUGGUGCACUACAGCCUGCCUUGCCUGGUUCGAUGUCUCCGAGCAGUAGCGCUCGCCCCCAAUCUCUUCGAGCGCCGUCUCGCGGUAGCUCCAGUUAUUCCGAAUAGAGAUUGGUGGUAUCAACCGCCGUCACUAGCCCACUGACAGAUCCAGAAACUGAGAUGGGUUUCGGUCAGCGUGUGCGAGGUCUUGGGAAACCGUUCCCAAAGGCCGUCGUAAACGAAAGCGUCGAAAAGAGACCGGCUUCUUCAUUGGAAAUGUGCAACAAACCACUCGUUUGUGGGGUUUCAUACAAUUGUAUGUAUAUGCAUAUGUAUAGGUGUGUUCACGUGACCAUGCAAGUUAGCACGUCGUGCAUCUAAGCUGCGGUUAUGUAUGUGUGUCUAUAUGUGGACGGAUGUGUGCGUAGAUGACAGAGAGCUAUAGAUGUAUUGGUAUGUAAGGUAUUUGCGUUUCAGUGCUUAGGCCCUGGAACUUGGUUUUUACAGCAGCGUGUAUUUUAUUCAAUGACACGACACACCGCUGCCUCACGUGUACAGCGGUGACAGUCCAUCGUAGUACCUUAAUUAAUUUUCAGAGAAUGUGCAUCGCUUUAUGUGUCCUUGUCACCCCUAGUUUUUCAUUAUCAGUUCAUGCUUUCCACGCGUAUUCUGCUAUUGUGAGACGCUACAUGACGACGUCCACCUGAGGAUUGAAGACACACGUGCCUUCCUUUCCGCUUCAUUUCAACUCCCUUACUGAUGUGGAUAGCUCCCGCGCGGCGUGAGGGUUCUGGUAUUUUAUUCGGCAAGCAACAACUACACAAUUUCAGAUCAACUGUUAGUAUUCGGGAACUUUUUGUUUGAU
Toxoplasma gondii ME49 is the source of this 6454-nucleotide messenger RNA. RefSeq names its product omega secalin, putative. The transcript has 2 exons. The coding region runs from base 1 to 5715 and encodes 1904 amino acids. The record is from RefSeq and is a predicted model, not a curated record. NCBI's taxonomy places the organism in Eukaryota, Apicomplexa, Conoidasida, Eucoccidiorida, Sarcocystidae.